GGCUCUCGACUCUGCUCUCGGCCUACUCAGGUCGACCCGCGGGCGGGCGGGAAGGCAGUUGCGUCUGAAGUCUGGCAGGAGAGAAGAGAAGUUGGGAUGAGCGGGAAGGAAGGUGCUUCGGUUCAGCCCCGGAGCACGUCUUCAGCCCCAGGGACCAGCUCCGAGGCUGGAUUUUUUAGGCGGAAGUACUCUAGUCCAUGCAUGACCAUGUCACCAUCCAAAGACGUCCUUGUGGGUUCUACAAUAGCCUUGUCCCAUCCUGGUGUCUGUGAAGAACUAAGCAAGUCAUUUGCCUGGAUAAAUAAGAAAAGGAAGAGUGGGCUUUCCAGGCUCUGCAAGAAGAAAACAUCUUUGUCAGAAAAUGGAUGGAGUUCCUUUUGCCUAUCUUCAUUAGCUGCCCAGAACAUCUGUGCUAGCAAGUUUCACAACACUUGGACUCAUUUGGAAAACAAUUCCCUUUCUUGCUCGAUAUGCAGUACCUCUUCAUGUUCUCUCUUAAAUGCUCUGACUUUGGAAGAAUCCAUCCAAGCUCUGGCAACUGCUGUGCGCAACCCAAACAAAGCUGUUUUCACUGUGGAUGUCAGAACAACUGAGAUUCUAGUUGCAAAUGACAAAGCCUGCAAGCUUCUUGGUUACAGUACUCAGGAGGUGAUUGGCCAGAAAUUAUCUCAGAUGAUUUCAAAAUCCAAUUGGGAUAUUAUGGAAGUACUGAAGGAAGAGCACGAUGAUGCUGAAUAUGAAGCAGUAGUUCCCGGAACUGUGGUAGAUGUUAUUUCCCAUAGCAAUGAAAAGAUCCCAGUUUCUGUAUGGAUGAGAAGAAUGAAAACCCAUUGCAGUCAGUACUGUGUGGUGGUUUUGGAGCCUGUGGAAAGACUUUCUGCCUCUGUUUUCUUCACAAGCAGAGGAGAGAUUACUUCCUGUGACCUCCUUUUUGCUCAUCUCUAUGGUUAUGCCUCAUCGGAAGAAGUGGUUGGUCAGUACAUAACAGACAUGAUUCCAUCUGUUCAAAUUCCCAUACCUGGCAAGAAAAUACCAAAGAAUAUCAAAAUUCAGAGAUCUGUUGGCCGAGCAAGAGAGGGGACAACAUUUCCUCUCAGCCUGAAACUGGAAGUUAACUUGCCUGUUGAAGACACCAUCCCUGUACCAGAUAAGCCUGCACCAGUACCUGAUGCUGAAAUUUUAGAAGAUGACACCAGCAUCACCUCCCCUGUAGAUUGUUCUUUCCGUGCUUCCAUCUGGGUGUUCACCACCAUCAGCGGACUAAUCACUGUUCAAGCGGAUGGUACAAUUUAUGGAAUCAACAAUACGUUUUCUCUAAUGCUCUUUGGUUAUGAGAAAAAGGAGCUGCUAGGGAAGAACAUCACAUUCUUGAUUCCUGGUUUUUAUAAGUACAUGGAUAGAGUUGAUGAUUCCUCUUUGCAACUCCCACAAUCUAGAGAAAGUUACGAUGUGGACUCAGAAAAUGUGAGCUCCUCUGGGGGCUUCAAAGGAACCGAAGGCACUUGCCCACUCCUUGCUGGAGAUGUGGCUUUGCUGCAAGAGCAACAGGAUUUAGCAAGGAGUGAUGGAGCAGAACUCUGUACCUGGAAGGAAACCCAGCCAAAGAGUGGGAGUAGUUUGUGUUCUGUUCUGUUAUCCUCCCCAGAGGCAGCUGCAGCACUGAAUGGCAGGGGCUAUACACCUUCCAGCGAUGUGCUGGCCCAUGAGGACGUGCUGCCUUCUGGGAGUCGAUGUGAUGGAGGCUGCGCUGAGACUAUAAAACCUGCUAACUGUCAGCGGUACGAAGUAUGUUCUCCCAAACGGUUUCAUUCAGAACAGUGUGUGUUGAAAGGUAGCACUAAAGUGCGAGGCAGAAACAUUUCCUGGUGCGCAUCUGAGGAAGAAGAUGGGCCAUUGGAUAUGCGUGAUUCUGGUUCACAUGAAAUACUGAAGUGCCAAUCUGCCACUACAAUGAGCAGCGAUGGAGUAGAGUUCCAUACCCAGCUGGACAGAGGGGGUGGCCUACCUUCUGUUGUAUCAUCUCUUCCAGAGUCAGUCACACCAGUGAAUGGCAGGGACUAUGCGUUGGUCCAUAAUGAAGCGCUGCCUUCUGAGAGUUCACAGGAUGGAGGCUGCCCUGAGACAGAGGCUGCAAAACUAAAUGACUGCCAGCAGUGCAAAAUACAUUCUUCGAAACGAUUUCAUUCUGAACCAUGCAUGUUGGAAGGUAGAACUAAACCGAGAGAGAAGAAUCUUGCCAGGUGCACAUCUGAUCUAGUUCAUAAAGAAGAAGAUGACCCUUUGGAGAUACACAGUUCUGGUUCACCACAUGAAAUCAUGAAGUGCCAUUAUGCCACUACUUCUUCAGAAAGAGAGAACUUUUUCAUGGGUGAUCAGACUUCUGUGACAUGCUUCUUAGAAGAGGAUUUAGGGCUUGGGGCAAGUGUGACUUGUGAUGCUGUGCAGGUGUCCUGUGGGACUCCCACACUGGAUGAGCCUAUGUGUAGCAAGCAAGUGCCGUGUUCCAAACACACUCACGGGGUGAUAGAUGAGCUGCCAACAGUAAAUCUGACAAGUAGUAGAAAGAGCUUGAGGUUUGAAAAUACUGAACUAGAAAAUUCAGCAAAGGAUUCAUCAGCCUUGUUACCUGAUGAAAGGAGCAGCAGCCUUCCCAUUCCAGCAGGAUCAUCAAUACCUUGUGAUGUCUCUGCACUGGAGAUUGUGGGUGGUAAGAAGCCAAGUGAUGAGAUUGAUUCUGUUUGCUGUGGUUUGACGGACCUGACAUUGAGGAUUAGUGGAGAGGUGAAUUCAGACUUCUCUGCUCCCUCUAGACCAAUAAAGCUUCCAUUGUUAAAUGAGGAAGAUCUUGAGCGGCCCAUGGACCAGGAAGUUAAUACUUCUGUAAGUGUUCAGAUAGACCCCCUACUGUGCGACGGUUCUCCAAUAGGCCAUCGGAAGGGCUUACUCUCUAGCAAGCAUUCAGGGUGUGUGGAUCUCGACCUCUCUACAUGCUGUGCUUCAGAGGACAAAAGUGUUGCAGAGAGAAUGGGGAAACAUUUAGAAGGAUGUUCACUGCACAGUGAUGUACAGUCCCAGGAAGAUCUCAUGCCGUUAAUGCAGCAGAGCAUGGCACAGUUAACAUCAACUCCUGUGAAACCAGAAGCUGUACAGUCCUCAGCAAUUACUUUGAACAACGAGAUCCUAGAAGGCAACUAUUCGGGUAACUGCUACCACAGAGAUGGUUCUCGACUCGCUAUACUCUUUGAAGUGAAACGUGUGGAACUGCAUGACCCUGCUGCCCUCUUCUGCAUUUGGGUUAUGAGAGACCACUUUCAGAGUCGGAAACAAGCAGCAGCAAAAACACAGUUCUUACUUUCCAGUUUGGCCAGUUCCUCCCCAAACCUAAGUGACGUCUCUGCACUUAGCUUGGCGGAAUUGAUCAAAGCGACCCCUGUGUUUGAGAAUUCACGAAGAGCUGAAGAACUAGAAAGACUGAGGGCUUGCGAGGGAGACUAUGGAAAGAAAUAUGACACACUUACACUCAUUGGCAGAGGAGCGUUUGGAUUUGUUUGGACAGCCAGGUGCAAAAAGGAUUGCAAGGAGGCUGUAGUGAAGUUCAUUUGGAAAGGGAAGGUAUUGGACUACUGCUGGGUAGACGAUCCUGAGCUGGGGAGAGUUACUCAAGAGAUUACAAUUCUGAGAAAGCUGCAGCACCCUAAUAUUAUUAAGGUGCUAGAUGUAUUUGAGAACCAGCAGUUCUUCCAGCUGGUGAUGGAGAGACAUGGGUCAGGCCUGGAUCUCUUCACGUUCAUUGAUAACCAACCUAAUUUGGAUGAGCCUUUGGCAAGUUACAUAUUCAGACAGCUGGUGUCUGCAGUGAACUAUUUGCACUGUAAGAACAUCCUUCACAGAGAUAUCAAGGAUGAGAACAUUAUAAUUGCUGAAGAUUUCACUAUCAAGCUCAUAGACUUUGGCUCAGCUGCUUACCUGGAACCUAACAAGUUGUUCUAUACCUUCUGUGGGACAAUUGAGUACUGCUCACCAGAAGUGCUCUCAGGAAAUCCGUACUUGGGACCAGAACUGGAGAUGUGGUCACUUGGUAUAACUCUUUAUACCAUAGUCUUUGGAGAAAAUCCUUUUUGUGAGCUGGAAGAAACUAUGGAUGCUGUACUAAGACCUCCUUUCAAAGUGUCGGAUGACCUGAUGAAUCUGCUGACUGGGCUCUUGCAGCCUUUUCCAGAGGAUCGUACAACUCUAGAAGUGGUAGUGGAGGAUCCUUGGGUGACACAACCCCUGAACCUUGCUAACUACUCAUGGGAGGGAGUAUAUGUCUCUGUCAAGCCAGAAAACAACCAUUUCAAAAUGAAUUCCUCUGGCUGCAGCCAUGGUAGUAUCUGGGCAGUCCCAAGUCUGGAGAGUGAGCAGAGCCUUAGUGAUGACACCAGUAAUUAUGAGCUGAUGGAUCUCCAGCUGACAGGAGCCACUGCUGCCUCAGGGCAAGAGCCAUCGACCUCUGCAGCUCAAGGGCCAUCUACCUCUGUACUUGCUUGAAGAAUAUUUCCUCACUCACCUGAAAGUCCUUACAAAAAUGCCCUGAGGACGUAGAAUUCUGACAAACAUACUGCCUACGUGAGAUGGAAUACCAGAGUCAGAGCAGUAGCUCACUCCUUUCACUGUGAACUCCUCUGCCACACCCGUAGGCUUCUUAGAGAUGUAUAUGUGGGUACCGGCUUCUCACAAUGCCUAUUCACAAAAAGAUCUAGUGCUCGUAGACUCAAAUGGCGUGCCAAAUAUGCUACAUAGAAUCUAGGAAGCAACCAUGUGAUUCAAACCUAUACAUUGGAUUUUGUGGGAGCAGGCAUUAUAUAAGCGACACCUAUAUUUGAACAUCUGGCAGCCCUGGAGAAGAGACAGCAGGUGCUCAUGGUGGAGGGAAAUAGUCAGGCAACCACAAUCCCACUUACCCCACCCUACAUAGUGGGUAUAUUCAUGUGAGCUGGCCCAUUUGCCAUCAAUAUUGUUUGUUGUAAUUACUCAUCACAACAGAACCUUUACUACAAAAGCUGUAUUGAAUGAUGAACUGAUAGGAACGGAUAGGACUGGUAUUUGAUUUUAGACACUUAGAUGUAGAUGUCCUAUACUCCAGGUAUGUUUGAAGUGUUUGAAAGGGAGGCCACAAGUGGUCUCAUUCUGUUUGAGAUGACUGAUACUAUGAAUUUUAGCCAUGUAUUGGCCAAACUGACAACUGAGUGAGGCUUGCCUAGGGAAGGGUUUCUGAAGAGCUUCUAUUUUCCUCCUUACAAUUUGGAGCAGAUCUACGAUUCAAAGCCAAAACACUUAUCAAUUGGUGCAUACAACACUCCAUGUCUUGGCUUCUUGGAUGACUCUGUUUCUGAGGUUCACAUAUAAACGGUGACAUUUUGUAUCUGGUAGACAUCAGUGGGAGGUCAAAUUUCUUGCUCACCUGAGAAAAGAAAGUUUUUCUACAGCUUUAUUCAGUUAUUGGAUUUGAAACUGAAAUCCUUUCCUUUGUCCAGAAAAAGCUCUAGUCAGAUAUUUCUGGCUGGUUGACAUAGUAAGACACCGAUUCUGCUCAAAGAAUCAGGCAUUAGGUAGUUCAUAUUCAGUAGUCUUUUUAAAAAAAUAUAUGGAUUCUGCUGGUAAUUGGCAAAAUUAUAAUUUUCAUGGAAGCAUUAGCUAUUUUUAUAUAUUCUAAGAACAAAAUAUCUACAUUUUAUAGAUUCUGUUUUGAAAUCUUUUGGGAACAAUUCAUAUUUUUCAAGUGAACUGGGUUCUAGAUUACUUUUCUGUACCAGCUCCAUUUCUGGAUGACCUGACAGGUGAGCACUCUGAAAAGAGUUGGGAAAGUUGUAUUUGGCUCUGGUGCACCUAGAAGGUAGGCACUUCAAUAAUAUAACUAUCUUCAAAUGAUUAUGUAUAGAAUAGGCCCUACUACUUCUACCUUUAUUGGACUGUAAUUUAGAGGUACCUUUUUUGAAGCACACUUCCUAUGCUAGCCUUCAUUUCCUUUAUCUUGAAGGAAGCUAUCAGUUUAUACAGAAGAGAAUACCUAGUCAUGUUAGCGCUCAUUGUGGCAUGAUGCUAGGUAGGUACCUCUAAGACAAUAGUCUAAUUAAUAUAGUCCGGCCCUAAAAUUACAUAAGCAUCUUGGUACUUGUUAUUGGAGUGUUUACUGUACAAAUUGCUUAUGAAUUGCCCUACAUUACAGCAUGGUUAAAGAGAGGAGGAAUUGAAGCAAAACAAUUCUAACCUGCUGUGAUACCUUGAAGCUAAAUGGUCUAGCAAGUCAUGUGUCAUGACUUUUAACUUAGGCUGUAUUUUAAAACGUAACUUUUUAGAAUGUAUUUUGUUGAUUGCUAUGAUUUUCCAUCUUAACUGUGCUGAAUCGCUUUGUAUGCAUUUACUAAAGGCUCUUGUUAUCAACAGCA
This is a messenger RNA of Podarcis muralis (Common wall lizard), 6428 nucleotides long. NCBI's taxonomy places the organism in Eukaryota, Metazoa, Chordata, Lepidosauria, Squamata, Lacertidae. The record is from RefSeq and is a predicted model, not a curated record.